UUCAGCAUUUCUUCAAAAUUCUUCAACUUGAGAUAGCCGCAGGGAAGAAUGCAGAGUUCUUCUGCUCUCUCUGGUCAUCAUCUGCUUAACUCUGCUCCAGGUUUAGCUUUAAUUUCCCGUCGCAGUUUCUCCUUUGCCUUUCCUAUGUCAGCCAGCUCCAGCGAUAUUUCACUCUCCUCAUCCGGCUCUUCCACUUUAGUACCGCCGCUAAAGCACGACUCUCCUUCUAUUAUGCUUUGUCGAGCAUCUUCUGAAGUUCACGACUUUUAUCCCAGAGAUGGUGAAUUAGCGACAAAGGGAGUUUCCAGUACAGUUGUGGGUGUUCUGGGAGGAGGGCAGCUCGGUAGAAUGCUAUGUGAGGCUGCAUCGCAGCUGGCGGUUAAAGUUGCUGUUUUGGAUCCAAUGGAGAAUUGUCCUGCAAGUUCUCUUUCUCACUAUCACAUGGUGGGAAGCUUUGAUGACAGUGCCACGGUUGAAGAGUUUGCUAAAAGGUGUGUUGUGUUAACAGUAGAGAUUGAACAUGUCGAUGUAGCAACUUUAGAGAAACUUGAGCAACAGGGUGUAAACUGUCAGCCCAAGGCAUCUACCAUUCGAAUUAUCCAGGAUAAGUAUUUGCAGAAGGUUCAUUUCUCUAGACAUGCCAUUCCUGUUUCCGAGUUUAUGGAGAUAGAUAAUCUAGAAAGCGCAAAGAAAGCAGGUGACCUUUUUGGCUAUCCUCUAAUGAUAAAAAGCAAAAGGCUCGCUUAUGAUGGCCGUGGAAAUGCAGUUGCUGGCAGGGAAGUGGAUAUUUCUUCUGCAGUAAACGCACUUGGAGGGUUUGCUCGGGGAUUGUACGUUGAGAAAUGGGCACCAUUUGUAAAGGAACUAGCUGUCAUUGUAGCCAGAGGGAGAGAUAAUUCCACCCUAUGCUAUCCUGUUGUGGAAACAAUUCACAAAGAGAACAUUUGUCACAUAGUCAAAUCCCCCGCUGAUGUGUCAUGGAAGGUCAGAAAGCUUGCCACUGAAGUAGCAGACAGAGCUGUUAGUUCACUUGAGGGUGCUGGUGUCUUUGCGGUUGAGUUAUUUCUGACAGAAGAUGAUAAGAUUUUGUUGAAUGAAGUAGCUCCUCGACCUCACAAUAGCGGACAUCAUACUAUUGAAGCUUGUUUCACUUCACAGUAUGAGCAGCACUUAAGAGCUGUCAUUGGUCUUCCACUUGGUGAUACGUCUAUGAAAGCUCCAGCUGCUAUUAUGUACAACAUACUUGGAGAAGAGGAGGGUGAAGCAGGCUUCAUUCGUUCCCAUCAACUAAUGAUGAAAGCACUUAGCAUUCCUGGGGCUUGUGUUCAUUGGUAUGACAAACCAGAAAUGCGAAAGCAAAGAAAGAUGGGCCAUAUCACUAUAGUAGGUCCUACUAUGUCCAUUGUUGAGUCACGAUUAAAGACCAUGCUUGGUGAAGAGUCUGUGAAUGAACAGACUGCAGAUGCUCCACGUGUGGGGAUCAUAAUGGGUUCGGAUUCAGAUCUUCCGGUUAUGAAGGAAGCUGCAAAGAUUCUAGACAUGUUUGGUGUUUCCCAUGAGGUACGAGUAGUCUCCGCACACCGAACCCCCGAGAGGAUGUUUUUAUAUGCCCAGUCUGCUCAAGAGAGAGGCGUUCAGGUAAUCAUUGCUGGUGCUGGAGGUGCUGCCCACUUACCAGGAAUGGUGGCUGCACUAACCCCAUUACCAGUUAUUGGCGUGCCUGUACGUGCCUCGACACUCGAUGGACUCGACUCAUUGCUUUCAAUUGUGCAGAUGCCAAGAGGUGUUCCUGUUGCUACUGUAGCCAUAAACAAUGCCACCAAUGCUGGCCUGCUAGCAGUCAGGAUACUUGGAGCUGGUGACCCUGAUCUAACUUCACGAAUGUCGCAGUAUCUGGAAGAUGCUAAAAACGAUGUCAUUGUGAAAGCAGAGAAGCUAGAACAAGAUGGGUGGGAGGCAUACCUAAAAUCGUAGUGCCCUGAAUCAACAACAACCAAGUUUCUUGUAAUACAUUCUGAGGGAUUGAAAAUUCUCGAAACAUUAAAUGGGAAAUGUUUUGAAACCGAGACUAAGGAUUUUUGUUCUCUGAAAGGAGACUGUGAUUGGUCCAGUAGUAGCAAUUAGAUUAGGGAGCAGAGACAAGUCACAAACUGUCUUUAGUAGAGAAUAGAUUCAUCUUAAAAGAAGAAGAGAUAGUUAGAUUGAGAGAAAGAGAUUGAAAGAAUUUUUCCUCCAUUGGAAUGGAGCAGAUAGACUGCUAUUGUUAACUGUUUUAUCAUAUAUAUAUAUAUAUAUAUUUGGUGGAUUCUCUUGA
Impatiens glandulifera is the source of this 2314-nucleotide messenger RNA. RefSeq names its product phosphoribosylaminoimidazole carboxylase, chloroplastic. NCBI's taxonomy places the organism in Eukaryota, Viridiplantae, Streptophyta, Magnoliopsida, Ericales, Balsaminaceae. The record is from RefSeq and is a predicted model, not a curated record. The transcript has 16 exons. Bases 49 to 1974 code for a protein of 641 amino acids. Gene Ontology annotation, molecular function: metal ion binding; phosphoribosylaminoimidazole carboxylase activity; ATP binding. Gene Ontology annotation, cellular component: chloroplast. Gene Ontology annotation, biological process: 'de novo' IMP biosynthetic process.